UGGGGUCUGUUAGGAUCCAUCUCAUUCCAUCCCUGACAUCCGAGGCCAAGCUGUAAUGUAGCGUUCUGCUGCUCCAGGCCGGAAGGACCCCCUUAGCGCCCCACGUUCUGGGUUCCUUAAACAUCCAGCCUUCUCAGGAGCCUCGGAAGACUUACGUUUGAUGUUCCGAGACCCCUUCUCGUUCUAGCUUUCUCUCGCCACCUUUUGGGCCCCUCCAACAGCUCCAAAGUUGUGUCCUCCGUUCUAAGGCUCCCUCCAGCGCUAAGCUGUUACUGAGACAUUCCCUGCCUAGGAUAUCUGUGUACCUGUAGUCAAGACUGCCCUUUCUCACAUCCCCGCCUCCACCGGGCCUAGUUUGUCUUCCCAGACUGCCUCAGUGACCCUCACACGCCCCUCUUCCCCUCCUCCGCUCCAAUUCCUUUACCAUGAACAGGACCCCCCUGAAGCGCUCCAGGAUCCUGAGGAUGGCGCUUUCAGGGGCCUUGGAUCCCCCGGCAGCGGAGGGAGAGCCAGGCCAUGAGAAGCCAUUUUUGCUGAAGGCAAUACAGAUCGCCUUGGUGGUGUCGCUUUAUUGGUUCAUCUCCAUCUCCAUGGUCUUCCUGAACAAAUACCUGCUGGACAGCCCCUCACUGCGCCUGGAUGCCCCACUCUUUGUCACCUUCUACCAGUGCCUGGUCACCGCCCUCCUGUGCAAGGCCCUCAGCCUGCUGGCCAGCUGCUGGCCUGGCACCGUGGACUUCCCCUCCGUGCGGAUGGACCUGAAGGUCUCCAGGAGCAUUCUGCCCCUCUCUGUGGUCUUUAUUGGCAUGAUCACCUUCAACAACCUGUGUCUGAAGUACGUGGGGGUGGCCUUCUACAAUGUGGGCCGCUCCCUCACCACCGUCUUCAAUGUCUUGCUGUCCUACCUGCUACUCAAACAGGCCACAUCUUUCUAUGCCCUGCUUACCUGCGGCAUCAUCAUAGGUGGCUUCUGGCUCGGCGUGGACCAGGAGGGAGAAGAGGGCACCCUGUCGUGGGUGGGCACCGUGUUCGGGGUGCUGGCCAGCCUCUGCGUGUCCCUCAACGCCAUCUACACCAAGAAGGUGCUGCCCGCCGUGGAGGGCAGCAUCUGGCGGCUGACCUUCUACAACAACGUCAACGCGUGCGUGCUCUUCGUGCCGCUGCUGCUGGUGUUCGGGGAGCUGCAGAGCUUGGCCGCCUUCGACAGGCUGGACAGCGCCCACUUCUGGGGCGUCAUGACGCUGGGGGGGCUCUUCGGCUUCGCCAUCGGCUACGUGACGGGCCUGCAGAUCAAGUUCACCAGCCCCCUGACCCACAACGUGUCCGGCACGGCCAAAGCCUGCGCCCAGACCGUCCUGGCCGUCCUCUACUUCGACGAGACCAAGAGUUUCCUGUGGUGGACGAGCAACCUGAUGGUGCUGGGCGGCUCGUCGGCGUACACGUGGGUGAAGGGGCUGGAGAUGAAGAAGGCGCAGGAGGAGCCGAGCCCCAAGGAGGCCGAGGACGGGAUGGGGGUGUGA
Molecule: messenger RNA, 1520 nt
Organism: Gracilinanus agilis (Agile Gracile Mouse Opossum)
Lineage: Eukaryota; Metazoa; Chordata; Mammalia; Didelphimorphia; Didelphidae
Gene: SLC35C1
Product: solute carrier family 35 member C1
Exons: 2
Coding region: 426-1520 (364 amino acids)
Biological process (GO): GDP-fucose import into Golgi lumen; protein O-linked glycosylation via fucose
Cellular component (GO): Golgi apparatus
Molecular function (GO): antiporter activity
Source: RefSeq, a predicted model, not a curated record